UGUUGUGAUAAACUUAUUAAAUAGGGGUUUGUUGUCAGGGAUUCCGAAAAUGGCACAGAACACUAUCAUGCGGUCACCUGAUUUCUAUCCAGUCUUUGACGAUAGAACCAAAGGAUGGGAGAUCGUGCAGAUCUGGUUUCUUUUGGGGAUGCUCGCAUUUUAUCUGCUCGUGUGCCGUUUUCUGAAGCAGUACAUGGUUACCAGGAAUGCCUUUGAGAUAAAGGGGCUGAUGGUAGUAUAUAACAUCUUCUUAACAGCAUUGUCGGCAUACAUGUUUCACGAAUUCUUCAUUGCAACGUUCUGGACUAACGAUUUCAGUUGGUUCUGUCAACCAAUCAAUUCUGUGAAGCACAUCGAUGAUCGGUUGCUGUCGGUGUGUUGGUGGUACUACGCGUCCAAGUUCAUGGAGUUCUUCGACACCUGGUUCAUGCUGGUGCGGAAGAAGUUCAACCAGGUCUCCUUCCUCCACCUCUACCACCACUCUAGCAUCGCUCUCAUGACGUGGUACGCGGUGGUGUUCGUGCCAGGGGGCAGCACCUUCUUCGCCCCCCUGCUCAACUGUUUCGUCCACACUGUCAUGUACUUCUACUACCUCCUCAGUGCUGUGGGAGUGAGCCAGAAGUAUCUGUGGUGGAAGAAAUACAUCACCAAACUGCAACUGACGCAGUUCACCCUUAUCUUGGCCCACAGUAUCCUGGGUCUAUUCAUGAGUUGCGGAUUCCCCCGACACUACCUCCUUAUCCUUUUCUUCUACAACGUCUCCAUGUUUUGGCUCUUCUCAGACUUCUACUCCAAGUCAUACACUUCGAAAAAACAACAACAACAAAUGGCACACAAGCAACAACAACAGUUAGGCGAAAAUAACACGAGCAAGAGUGUAACGGGAGAGGAUGUUGAUGGGACCGAGAGACGAUCUUCCCUCAGACAGAGGUCAACUAAUCAAAAUUGAGAAACGAAGCAAAGAAAACCGAACUGAAAGUCAGCUGAGUUCAUUCAGUCGAACACGUCUAAAAAUUGAUGAUAUAAUUGAACGCUUGGUGUAAACUCCUCGUGUGUAAUACUUUGAUCAAAGAUUAUGUUCAAGCUCAAUACAAAUAAGUAUUGGUGUUGUUGUCGUGAAAUGAUAACAAGCACCAAAACCUUAUCAAAACAUACAAUGUAGCUGCACUCAGCAUGCACAAAUGCACGGUACGGUACAGUUUUAUGCUUAAAACCAACUCAACUCUGUUGUCACAAAAGAGCUUACAAUUUUCUCGACACCUUCUCUAGGCGGCUUUAGAAGGGAAAAGUUCCUUACUUCUGUUGAAAUAGGUCAGACUACAAUAUGGUGCCAUUGAUUUUUCUUGAAAUCUACGGGCUUAGAUGACUUUUAAUCAUGUUUUCGAACUAGAGCGCCCUAUUGAAAUAUUCUAAAGCCGCCUCUGAUUGAAAAACAUCUCAGCUCAUUUAUACAUUGACUUGUUAAGUUUGAUUAAUUACAUCUGAAAUACAGUUGAUUCUAACAACCUACCAAUGAUGAAUUAUUUUGAUAUAAGCAUGUUUUUGUUAUAACUGAUUUUGUGCAAUGUGUAUGUCUAUUAAAUUCGCAAAUUAACUACUUCAAAUUUCAGGAGCUAUGUGUGUAUAAUUUGAUGCGUGAUGUGUGAGUUUUGAAAAACGGAUCUCUAACUAUUUCCCUCCUAUGGUACAUAAUAACGAUUUGCCACCCCUAUAAAGAAAUAAUUCAGCGGUUAAGUGUAUGUGAAGUUUAUACUUAGUAACAACUCCCCCUUUUUUGCAAAGGGGGAGGUUGAAUAGUAAAAGAGAUCCAAAAAAUCAAUUAAUUUCCUCAAAAAUGUAAGCUUUCGAAAGUUUUAUUUGCAAUUUGAUUAUCAUGAUGUCACAACGUGUAUGGUUAAACGAAUAGAUUCGCUACCGGACGCUUGUUGCUAUUUUGUUUUAAAUGAAAGGCAGUAAAGUUGACGUUGAAGUGACUUGGUAAAACUAUACUAUAUGAUUUGCUAGAUUUCUGUGUCAUAAACUUCUGGUUAAGUGGUGCCAAAAUGUUCAUGCGCAAGCCUGUGAUUUACUUAAAUUUGAAAAACUAAGAAAUUAAUUUUCCACCUUC
This is a messenger RNA of Symsagittifera roscoffensis, 2107 nucleotides long. RefSeq names its product very long chain fatty acid elongase 2-like. Lineage: Eukaryota; Metazoa; Xenacoelomorpha; Acoela; Convolutidae. Gene Ontology annotation, cellular component: endoplasmic reticulum membrane. The transcript is spliced from 5 exons. The record is from RefSeq and is a predicted model, not a curated record. Gene Ontology annotation, molecular function: fatty acid elongase activity. Gene Ontology annotation, biological process: sphingolipid biosynthetic process; very long-chain fatty acid biosynthetic process; fatty acid elongation, polyunsaturated fatty acid. The coding region runs from base 50 to 949 and encodes 299 amino acids.